AUGAUGGAGAAGACUAAUAAUGAAACCGAAAAGGAAGCUAAUGAAAUUGUCGGGCUUUUAGAUAAAGUAUUCUCAUGGACUCUACAAGACGUUUUUAACGAAAAUCUGUACAAAUACAAGGUGAAGAAGAUUCCAGAGACAUUUGAUUCACCUACAGAUUACAAGAAAGCCUUUAUUCCUCUAUUGCUAGAGGAAACACACAGUGAUUUAUCUUCAAGCUUGUCUGGUGUUGCUCGAGCGCCUUUCUGUGAAAUCUUGAAACUUGAAAGAGACGACAGCAAGCUAUUCAAUCUUCCCAAACCUUUGAUCUAUAAUAUAGAGUUUGAAAAAGAUGUUGGAAAGUAUGAGCCUGAGUAUGGAGAUCUUGUUUUGUUCACAGAUAUUAGACCUAAAAGUGUAGAUGACUUGAAGUUGAACACUCCGAAGAGUCCCUACCAUGUUGCUUUUGUUCUUGGUCCAAAGUCUGAAUUUGAUAAGAAAAUCCAAGUUAUUUCAUCUAAAUGUAUUAACAAAGAUUUUGAAUCUGACAAGAGGGACUUUGAAACUCAGAAGUUGUAUGCAGUUUACCUUAUGAACAUGACCACAAAUGUUCGGAUUUGGAAAGCCUUGAACUCUAAGUCGCAUGGAAGCAUUAUUGAAAAAGUAUUGCAGCCCGAUCUAAAAAGUGGAGAAAACUGUCAAAUUUGUCUUUCAGAGGUAACUGGUUAUGCUCCAUUCAUCAAGGAAGACGCGAUAAUUUGUUCUCAAAAUCUGAAUGAAUCUCAACAAGAUGCUGUUAUGAGCAGUGUUGAUAUGAAAAACUGUCAUCCUUCUGAAGUUAAACUUAUAUGGGGACCACCAGGAACUGGGAAAACGAAAACUGUUGCAUGCUUGUUAUUUUCUCUGCUAAAGAUACAAACAAGAACAUUGACGUGUGCUCCAACUAAUACUGCAGUUUUGCAGGUGGCAAUUCGAUUGCAUAGUUUAGUAAUGGAUUCACUUGAGUAUGAUACAUAUGGUUUAGGUGAAAUUGUUCUUUUUGGCAAUAGUAAGAGAAUGAAAUUGGAUUGUUAUCCGGGUCUUGAAAUUGUUUUUCUUGAUAACCGGGUUAAAAUUCUUAUGAAAUGCUUCCAUCGGAUAACUGGAUGGAAGCAAAUCUUGGAAUUAAUGAAACGGUUGCUUAGGGAUCCUCAAGAGCAGUAUUUAUUCGAGUUAUGUGCAUACCGUGCGUAUCGUGCAUACAAGCAAAAUAUGGGGAAUGAGGCAUGGAAAGACAUUGCAGGGAUAAACCAAAUGGUAGAGCAUGAUAAAAAGAAAAGAACCAUGACGAUGGAGGAAUUUGUUAAUCAGAUAUUCAUGGAAUCGUCAGUUGAAAAGGAUAGAUUCUUGGAAUUAAGAGAGCGACUCACGCUUUGCUCGCGGACGUUACAUGAACACUUUACCAAGAUUCUUGAAGGCUAUAAAGAACAGCAUUUCUUAGAUGACUUGGCAACCGGAAAAAAUAUGGAUGCUUAUCCUAUGACAUUUGAGAGAUAUGUGCAGAAGGCAUGGAAAGAGAUUGCACAGAAAUAUGAAUUGGAUGAUGAUGAUGAUGACAAGAAUGCAUGUGUGAUUUCACUGGAAAAAUUUGUAAAGCAGAGAUUUGGGAAUUUAAGAGAGAUCCUUGAGUUCUUAAAUCAUGCCUUAUACACUCAUUUACCAAAAUCUUUUGUUUCACUUGAAACAGUCAAAGUUAUGUUACAAGCUCCUAAGAUGCUCGAGUCUUUUGAAAAUUCCUUGAGUCAAUGCAUAUUCAAGCCAGCUCUUUUUGACCUUGAAGAAAAAUUUGUGUCUGAUUGCUUUGGACCGUUAAGUGACAAAAGGGAUGAGAUUUUAAGCAUUCUAAGUUUGCUAUCUUCCUCAAUUUCUCUACCCGAUAUUUACAUGAAACGUGAUAUAGAACAAUUUUGUUUGUCAAACACAUGUCUUAUUUUCUGUACAGCUUCAAGUUCUGGUAAACUGUACACAGAAGGAAUGACUCCAGUGAAAUUUUUAGUAAUUGAUGAAGCUGCACAACUAAAAGAAUGUGAAUCUACGAUUCCUUUGCAGCUUCCUGGUCUUAGCCAUUGCAUUCUUAUAGGUGAUGAGAGACAGCUUCCUGCAUUGGUCAAAAGCAAGAUAGCUGACAAGUGUGAUUUCGGAAGAAGUAUGUUUGAGAGGCUUGUAAGAUUGGGAUACAAAAGGAAAAUGCUUAAUAUUCAGUAUAGAAUGCAUCCAUCUAUCAGCUUAUUCCCAUGCAAGGAGUUUUACGAUGAAAAACUUUCUAAUGCGGGCGUUGUCAUGGAAGAAAGCUAUAACAAGUGUUUCCUUGAAGGAGAAAUGUUUGCUUCGUAUUCUUUUAUAAACAUUGCUGAAGGUAAAGAGAAAACUGGUCGCGGACAUAGUUUGAAGAACAUGGUUGAGGUUGCUGCUAUUUCCGAGAUAAUUAAAAGUCUUAAAAGAGAGUUCAUGCGGAAAAAGAAGAAAGUUAGCAUUGGAAUAAUAUCUCCGUAUAAUGCUCAAGUUUAUGAAAUCAAGGAGAAAGUUAAGCAGUACACUUCGAAUUCUAACUCAGAGUUUUCUGUUAGUGUUCGUUCUGUGGAUGGUUUUCAAGGUGGUGAAGAAGAUAUUAUCAUAAUAUCUACUGUGAGAUCUAACGGGAGCGGUAAUGUCGGUUUUCUUUCAAACCGACAAAGAGCAAAUGUGGCUAUGACUAGGGCUAGAUAUUGCCUUUGGAUAUUAGGGAAUGCAACUACUUUAAUCAACAGUGAUUCUGUUUGGAGAAAAGUGGUUCUUGAUGCUAUGGGAAGAAAUUGUUUCUAUAAUGCUAAUGAUGACAUGAAAUUGGCCGGGGCGAUUGAGGAUGUAUUGUUUGAGAUCAAACUACUUGAAGAAACUGAGUUGCCGUUUAAGAAACUUAGUAUAGAUGGAAAAUCAACAACUUCCUAUAGAUGA
Molecule: messenger RNA, 2952 nt
Organism: Lathyrus sativus (Indian pea)
Lineage: Eukaryota; Viridiplantae; Streptophyta; Magnoliopsida; Fabales; Fabaceae
Source: the annotation of a GenBank genome assembly